This is a messenger RNA of Hippoglossus stenolepis (Pacific halibut), 4394 nucleotides long. RefSeq names its product guanine nucleotide binding protein (G protein) alpha 12a (gene gna12a). The record is from RefSeq and is a predicted model, not a curated record. Gene Ontology annotation, cellular component: heterotrimeric G-protein complex; brush border membrane. Gene Ontology annotation, molecular function: guanyl nucleotide binding; G-protein beta/gamma-subunit complex binding; D5 dopamine receptor binding. The transcript is spliced from 6 exons. Bases 440 to 1597 code for a protein of 385 amino acids. NCBI's taxonomy places the organism in Eukaryota, Metazoa, Chordata, Actinopteri, Pleuronectiformes, Pleuronectidae. Gene Ontology annotation, biological process: Rho protein signal transduction; adenylate cyclase-modulating G protein-coupled receptor signaling pathway.
CACAACCCUCUGUCAGUGUGUAGUCGUGAGUCACAGUGGGUGUGUGUCCCACAGUGAGUGUGUGUGGUACAGUUGUAGUGGUUGUGUAGUAGUUGUGUGGAUGGACGGACUCACUUCACUUCUACUUCUCAUCUUGUUUUCCGGACAACAAACUGGGACCAGUGGAACUUCUCCCCGCUGCUGUGGUUUGUGUCCUCCUCUGGAUCCCGUGGCUCUGAACCAAGAUGGACACGGUUCGUCUUGUCGGAGACUAGAUAACUUCUGGAUGUUUCUUCGUUCCUCCGUGUGACCGCCAGCUGGAUGUAGCCGCUCUGGGUCCUUUCCACCCGGGACCACGCAUCCUAGAAUGAACAUUCACCCCGCGGAGGUUUCUUCCGUGAACUUUUUCCCAGUUUGAAAAAAAAAGAAAAAAAAGAAAAGUAUUUUCCCACGACCCGCCAUGUCGGGAGUGGUCCGCAGCCUGAGCCGCUGCCUGCUGCCGGCCGACGCCAGCCGGGAGCCGGGCGGCAGCAAGGAGAGGAGCCGGGAGAGGGACGCGGCGCAGGAGCGGGAGGCGCGGCGCAGGAGCCGGGAGAUCGACGCGAUGCUCGCCCGGGAGAGGAGAGCCGUGCGGCGGCUGGUGAAGAUCCUGCUGCUCGGGGCCGGGGAGAGCGGAAAGUCCACAUUCCUCAAGCAGAUGCGCAUCAUCAACGGGCAAGAGUUCGACCAGAAGGCGCUGCUGGACUUCCGGGACACCAUCUAUGAGAACAUACUGAAGGGAAUGCGUGUGCUGGUGGACGCCCGCGACAAGCUGGGCAUCAGCUGGCAGAGCUGCGAGAACGAGAAGCAAGGCAUGCUGGUGAUGUCGUGGGAGGGGCGUGUGGGCGCCUCGGGGGUGGAGCCCGGCGAGUUUCAGCUGUACGUGACGGCACUGAGCACGCUGUGGGCCGACGCCGGCAUAGAGGAGGCCUACACACGGCGGGCCGAGUUCCAACUGAGUGAGUCGGUGAAAUACUUCCUGGAUAACUUGGACCGGAUUGGACAACCGAACUAUAGGCCAAGCAAGCAGGACAUUCUGUUUGCGAGGAAGGCGACUAAAGGAAUCGUCGAGCACGACUUUGUCAUCAAGAAGAUUCCUUUCAAGAUGGUGGACGUCGGAGGGCAGAGGUCUCAGAGGCAGAAGUGGUUUCAGUGUUUUGACGGGAUCACAUCCAUACUCUUCAUGGUUUCGUCCUCCGAGUACGACCAGGUCUUGAUGGAGGAUCGAAGGACAAACCGUCUGGUGGAGAGCAUGAACAUUUUCGAGACGAUCGUCAACAACAAGCUCUUCCUCAACGUGUCCAUCAUCCUCUUCCUGAACAAAACCGACCUGCUGGUGGAAAAGAUUCGCACAGUGGACAUCCGCAAGAACUUUCCUGAGUUCAGAGGAGACCAUCGCAGGCUAGAGGACGUUCAGGCGUUUCUGGUGCAGUCAUUCAGUCGUAAAAGGAGGAACCGGGGGAAGCCGCUGUUCCACCACUUCACUACGGCGGUGGACACGGAAAACAUUCGCUUUGUCUUCCACGCCGUCAAGGACACCAUCCUGCAGGAAAACCUCAAAGAUAUCAUGCUGCAGUGACCUUCACGCUGCAGACGACGGCUUCUCUGACUGUGAACUGUGAAGGCAGACGUGAAUCAGGCCUGAGUCUGACACAUAUGAACCUGUGGAGUUGACCCUCGGUGAGGAUCUAACUGAACUCUGAACCUGUGGAACCAUCAAGUGGACGUCGGCCCCCUGUGGACAAACUGUGAGGGUCAGACCCUUUGUGUAACCUGUACAAAUGUGUGUAUCGCUGGAAAGACAGUCACCUUCUCCUACUCGUAGCACUCAAGUGUUCUUAAUAUACAUGUUGAGAAAUGUAUAGAAAAGAAGAGAGAAACAAGAGAAAAGCCCCGACUACAUGACAUGAGCACUGAAAGUGGGUUUUCUCGGAUGUAAAUAAUGACAAACCCUGUCACUAAACCAAGUCAGACUGAUGGAACGAUCGAGCUGUGGAAGCAACAACCAGGAGUUCAUGAACGUAACGAGGAGGAAAGAAAGAACCUAAUGUACAUGUGACGGAGGGGAAGAGGGUUUGUGCUCGUACCAGUCAUAUGCUGCGUUAUCUGAUAAGGUUGCACACGUGUUCCGGUCAAUGAUCUUUAACCGAGGGAAAGACGUGAAUGUGUCUUGUGCUCUCUGUUCUCUCCUCAUCUCCCCUCCGCUACUCUCCUCUCUCCUCAUCCCACCAUCACACAAGAGAUGAACAGCUGCAGAUAACAAGUUGUACCGCUCUUUCUUUUUUUUUUCCUAUGCCUCUCCUCGUCUCUCUGGCACAAUGGUCAGAUUGUUCGUCUCCUCCCUCUCCAGCUGAAACAGUAGACGGUCAAAUUAGAGAGUCGUCUUGGUUUAAAGAAACACACACACACACACACACACGAAUUAUGGUUAAUCUCUAUCCUGAUGUCUUUCUCCUGUUUCCCACCAUCAUCCCAUUAUAUAUGUUCCACAACAGCCGAGACUUGACCCCAGGAAGAUCGUAAGCAUCCCCCUUUUGUCUUUUGUCCGGUAAACACAAAGGGAACAACAGAAAACGACAGGAUUGAACUGUCGAUGACUUUAUCCCCAUGUUUCUGGCACAGUUUGGGACUUUUGGAUUCUCUCCUGACUGUAACAGUCGGGGUGAGAAGUCCACAGCGAGCGAAGGAAACGAGCCAGACUGAGUCAAAAACACAUGGAAGUCAUCUCAUUUAUGCAGAUGAUGAUACACAGUCAGAUCCUUUUCUCUAUCAUCUGAUAGUUUCCGUAUCAGGGACACGUGAGUCAUAACGUGUGAGUCCCCAAAAAGUCUUUCCUUAUAUCUAAAGUUGAUUAAUCAGACUGAAAUAUCAAUAACUAUCAUUUUGAUCAUCAAUGAAUAAUAAGUCAUUACUCAGUAAACAUUUGCAGGUCCCAGCCUCUCAGGCAUUCAUUUUAAUUUCAUCUAAUUAGUCAGAAGACGUCACUUUUGGCUCUUUCACUGUUUUCCCACAUUUUAAAGCUGCACUCGUGAAUAUUUGAAUUUUACCAAUGACAAAAUGACUUAGUAUGAAGCACACAGUGUUGAUUUCCACAGUCAUCAGAGGAUUUCAGCUUCUUCCAGCUCUUUGUUUUGGUUUGAUGUGGGUCAGCGUCGCUGCUUUUGAAGAGUUUCCAGCGCCAGAAGGCCCCUGAUUUAAAAAAACUACGACAAACUCACUGUAUAAACAAAACAGCCGGUAGACAGGGGAGGAUUUAGAGCCUGAUAUUUCCUUCAGGAGUUGGUGGAGACCAAAAAGAGAGGAAAAGGAGAGCGAGAGUCGAGUUAGAUUCAUCACAAGACCGAGAACACGGCAGUAAACGAACUGUUGGCAAGUUUAUCGACUUCAAAAGUUCGGUGGUGUGUUCACAGCUUGUUGCGAUCCCCCCCCCCCGAGCGACAAAAACUCAUCGAAGCAAGUCAUCGAAAAAAGUACCAGCAGAUUAACCACUAUUGAUCAUAAUCACUAUUUGCAGCCUUAUUUAUGCCUGUUGAAAAGUUAGCAUUCGCUGGUAAUGUAGCGUAGAGAAUAAUACAUUUUUAAAAAGCACUGUUGCUAUGGUUACUUGCAGUUUUACGAACCUUGUGCACUGAUUUCUUACCGGUGGUUAAACUGUCGGUUGUUGCCAUGUUGGACUUGUUCCUUUUUUUUACGUGAUUUUAACAAACCCCUCAGCCAAUCAGAAGCCAGUGUUUUCCAGAAUAUGUUAAAUCAGCUCGAACCCUGAAUCUUUGGAUCCUCGAAAUAAGUUCCCGACUAAUAUGGAGUGAUUAGCAUUUUUGGUACGCAGCAGCCGCAAGGAAACAGCCGAGUGAUAAAUCCAAACAGCCCCGAGGGGAACGACUCAUGAGCACUUCCACGAGCCUUAUUAUUAUCAAACUGUAUCAAACUGUGUCCUGUGUCUGUUUUGUGUGUGUUCAUCGGGACUUGUGGCCCGUUGGAGCACGUUUUCACUUCCUGUACAUAGUAUUCUGUAAGUAUUUGCCUGACACUGUGUGUUAACCUUACAAUACAAACACCACUCGGUCGAACAGUAUCACUGUCACUGUAAACGUUGCUGUAAAACGUGUGUCGUUAACUAACCUACCUUUUUCCACUCACGCGCAACUUUUUUUUGUUUUUUGUAAGUGUCGUCAUUGCACUGGAUGUAUCCAAGAGAAAAAAAAAAAACGACCAGAGAGGAAGAAGGAAAGAAAACAAGAGAGAGGCAGAGAAACAAAUAAACAGACUUUGAAAGUGGAGCAGGAUGAAGAGAGGGGGACGUCUUCGGCUGUUCUGUUUUGUUUCCCACUGCCUUGGCUCUGUGCUCUGUGGUGAAAUACACUGCCUUUUGCUGA